CACGAUAUUAAAUUAUUGUAAUUUACAAGAUUAUGUUCUACUUUACUCUUUCGGGGAAAAUUAUAUAAAAAGUGGUUCCGUGGGCACUUGAGCACUUAUUAUGGAUCAGAUUCAUAAACAAACUCUGAACGAUGCUACUUCGUCUGGGGUCAGACAGCAGACGUCUAUGGGCACUCUUAUAAUGUGGAAUAUAACGAAAGCUGUCGAAGCGAAUCCUAACAUUGAUUUAAAGACGGCGAUAAAAGCAACGCAGGAGCGUCUGGCCCACGACGCGGGGAACGCACUUUCGGCCCAGAGCUCGGAGCAGCAGUACCUGGCGUGCGCGCUGCUGGCAUGGCAACAGCUCGGCCACAGCGACGUCGACAGCUUGUAUCAGUUCGUGGAAUCGAAGCGCAAGGAAUCUCCUGAAAAGAUGUGCGUGGAGAAAAUGAAUCAGACACGAAAGCCAGAGCUCUGUCCGGGGAGUUUUAUUAGUUAUGAGGAUUCUAAGUUCUCGAAGGGAGUUGGUUCGAGUAGUUUCGAGUCGGCAUCGCUCAUGGGACCCGUGGUGAAGCUGCCGGUGGAAACGAAGAUCGUGAUGCGCCUGGACAACAAUGCUUGCUCGCGUCCCGCGCGUAGGAAACCACCUGACAAGGAUUUAAAGAACAAAAUCGAUGCUGCUUGCUGCAUGGAAUCAGCGUGCAUGGAGAAGCUAACUCAGCUCGACAAAGCGACGACGGAGCUGCGUCUACGUGCCGAACGCCUGGCCAGGCGGGAAGCCGAGAGGGUCGAGCUGCUGGAGCGAGCAGAGGCUGCCUGGAAGGACCUGGAGCUUGGCUACCAGCGGCGGCUGGCCCUCGCUGAGGAGAAGGAGGAGGACAUGACUAAACAUAUGAAGAAGCUAAUUGAAGAACGAAACGGAUACAAGAACGCUUGCACAUCACUAGCGCAACAGUUGCGUGAGCGCGGCGAGAUCGCAGAGAAAGAGCGCGCGCGGCUCACAGAAGUUGAGAAGGAGCUGUGCGAGAACGCCUGCAUGCGGCUGCGCGUCAGCGAGGAGGCUGCCAGGCUGGACGCGGCGCUAGCUGAGCAACAGUGCAAGGCGGCGCAGGUGGAUAGGGAUUAUCAGUUCAAAGAAGAGCAAACUCGCCGCAAAGUGCAGGCGAUGGAAAGCGAGCUGGAGUCAGUUCGCGCGCUCACGUGCGAAGCCGAGCGCGCGAUGCACGCGGAGCUCAGUGCCCUACGGCAACAGGUCACAAAGGUCUCCCACCAGCUUCUGGAAGAAGACGCCGAAAUUGGGCAGAUCAAAGAAGAAGUGAGUAAAAUGGAUCUACUACGGCAAGAAAAGCUAGAAAUGGUGGAAGACCUAGACGGCUGCAAAGUCCUGUGCGAUGGCAAAAUCCAGGGGAAAAUGGACGACCUGAAGAAGAAGAGAGACCAGCUGAAUGAACUUAAGGACCAAGUGAUGGAGUGCCAGUGCAAAAUGCCAGUAGACGCCUCAGUGGAGGCAAAGAGAACCCCCUCCCUGGCGGCAUUGUGCAAAUGCAGUCCUGAAGAUAAGUUCUUGGAUUCAUGUUCAUGCACGUCCCUGCGCACCACUCUCCUGUCGAACUUGUUGGCGGACUUGUUCGGCGGCCUGCAGUCCGAACUAGGAGGCUGCACGUCGGAGAUGCCGUGCCAGCUGCUAAAGUGUCUGGAAGACAGGCACAACUGGGACAAAUCUUCAAUCAUCAAGACUAACCUCCGGAAUUAUUUCUCUCAGCUGCUGAUCGGAGAGUUGGAUAUUGCUAUUGCUACGUCUAUCGAGAAAUACCACGCAAGGUGGGUAGGAGCAUCUUGUGCGGACGCAGCACGAAUCAUACCAGACCGAGGUGGUCCAGAAACUGAAGGCUGGCAAGAGCGAGCUCUCGAACGGCGAGCUCAAAAGCUCGCGUGCAAGCUCGCCGAGCAACUGUUCCAGGAGCGAGCAGAGCAACUCACGGCUAAAGCAAAGGAGAUUGUUCGGACCGGUCCACCGCCCUGCGAAUGUAGACCACGACCAGCUGCGGUGUACCCUUGUCUGGUGAAGUCUCCAACUAUCAAUCCUGCGCCGACUGCGAACAGUGGGGCUGCGUCACCCGGGUACUGGCGCCGCACGCAUCAGGACGUCACACAGCUCAAGAUCCAGCUCGAAGAUCUUAAAAAGGUUACAAAAUAA
Molecule: messenger RNA, 2176 nt
Organism: Ostrinia furnacalis (Asian corn borer)
Lineage: Eukaryota; Metazoa; Arthropoda; Insecta; Lepidoptera; Crambidae
Exons: 11
Coding region: 101-2176 (691 amino acids)
Source: RefSeq, a predicted model, not a curated record